CUCUUUCUCUCUCACUUUAUCUCAUCCCUCCUUUCUGUUGGUAAAAACAGAAUCAAUCUUGGAAAGAGAAUAUCACCUCUUGUCUCUCCCCUGCUUGGCUCUCUAUUGGGCAAAGGGAUAUACAGCACUCCUCUCCUCCUCUGUCUUCUCUCGUUCCUGGAAAGCGUCGAUCUAAUCCUUUGCUUGUUUAGUCUCCCUGCUCUUUUGGGGUUGACACUUUUUGGAUUCUUUUUUUUCCUCUCCUCUGGGCUCUUCCUCUUCUUCCACAGUUUGCCUUGUCUUGCUUUCCCUCUUGUUUUCUUCCUCAAUCAAGGACUGGUGCAGAAAGAUAGCAGACUGACUUUCAAAAGGAUAGACAGAUAGAGAGAGGGGGAGAGAGAGGAAGAGGAGAACCCCAGUCUUUGAUCAAGUCUGUCAGCAAAGCAGCCAUAAGUACAGAGGCAGAAUGUCCACCCCAGUCUCUCCCUCUCCCUCCCUUUCUUCCCUGACCGUGUCCACCCCGUCCCCCUCUGCGUCCCCACUGCCCUCUCCCCUCUCGGCUCCACCGCGGGUCCCAGUCUUCCAGAGGAAGGGGGCCCUGAAACACAAGAGGAUCGUCGAGGUGAAGGACCAUCAGUUCACGGCCCGCUUCUUCAAGCAGCCCACCUUCUGCAGCCACUGUACUGACUUCAUCUGGGGCAUUGGGAAGCAGGGAUUUCAAUGUCAAGUGUGUAGUUUUGUGGUCCAUAAGCGCUGUCAUGAGUUUGUCACCUUCACCUGCCCGGGAGCUGUCACCGGACCCAAAGCAGAGGAUGUGAAGAGCAAACACAAGUUCAAGCUGCAAACAUAUUCCAGCCCCACCUUCUGUGACCACUGUGGCUCUCUGCUCUACGGCCUCAUACACCAGGGCAUGAAGUGCUCCUGUUGUGAUAUGAACGUUCAUAAGCGCUGUGAGAGCAGCGUGCCCAGCCUCUGUGGCCACGAUCACACAGAGAAGAGGGGGCGCAUCCACAUCACGGCCCGCAUCGAGAGGGAGGACCUGUACGUCACAGUGCGCGAGGCUCGUAACCUCAUCCCCAUGGACCCCAACGGUCUGUCUGACCCCUACGUGAAGCUCAAACUGAUCCCCGACCCCAAGAGCCAAAGCAAACAGAAAACCCGGACCAUCCGCUCCACUCUCAACCCUGUGUGGAAUGAAAGCUUCACCUUCUCCGUGCGAGGUCGCCAGUGGGACCGCCGCCUGUCGAUAGAGGUGUGGGAUUGGGAUCGCACAUCUCGGAAUGACUUCAUGGGAGCGCUGUCGUUUGGCGUGAGUGAGAUAUUCCGCCGCUCCGUCAGCGGCUGGUUCAAACUGCUCAACCAGGACGAGGGCGAGUACUACAACAUCCCUGUCCCUGACCCCGACCUGCAGGAGCCUUCUCCCGACGCGCCUCCUGGCCUCCCCUCUCCGAGCGUGGGGCCCCUCCCCUCGCCCGUCCCGGUAUCGGUGCCCAUGGCAACGCCGCCCCCCGUCUCCGUCCCGCUCCCCUCCCCGGCCGCCCCCGUGGUCCCGUGCGUGGUCCCGUGCGUGGCCCCGUGCCCACCGCCGCUGCCCGUGGUGGGCAAGCCUGGCAUCUCCAUGCAGGACUUCAACUUCCUCAUGGUGCUGGGGAAGGGCAGCUUUGGAAAGGUGCUGCUGGCUGAGGAGCGGGGCUCGGAGCGCCUCUACGCUGUCAAGGUGCUCAAGAAGGACGUGCUCUUCCAGGACGAGGACACGGAGAGCGCGCUGGUGGAGCGGAGGGUCCUGGCGCUCACCGGCCGACCUCACUUCCUCACUGCGCUCUACGCCGCCUUCCAGACCGAGGACCGGCUGUAUUACGUGAUGGAGUACGUGAAUGGAGGUGACCUGAUGUUUCAUAUCCAGAUUGUGGGCAAGUUCAAGGAACCCCAUGCUGCGUUUUAUGCUGCAGAGAUAGCCAUCGGCCUGUUCUUCCUGCAUAACAAAGGGAUCAUCUACAGAGACCUGAAGCUGGACAACGUGCUGCUGGACAGUGAGGGCCACAUCAAGAUAGCUGACUUCGGGAUGUGUCGGGAGGGGAUGAUGGAGGGGGAUACCACGCGCACCUUCUGUGGGACUCCUGAUUACAUCGCUCCCGAGAUUGUGGCAUAUCAGCCCUAUGAUAAGGCUGUGGACUGGUGGUCCUAUGGAGUGCUGAUGUAUGAGAUGCUAGCUGGACAGCCUCCCUUUGAUGGUAUUGAUGAGGAGGAGUUGUUCCAGUCUAUCAUGGAGCAGAGUGUCUCCUAUCCCAAGUGUCUGUCCCGCGAGGCCGUGUCCAUCUGCAAAGGGCUCCUGACUAAGCACCCUGGGAAGCGUCUGGGUGGGGGUGAGGACGCAGAGAGGGAGAUUCGGGAGCAUCCGUUCUUCCGCUGGAUUGAUUGGGACAGACUGGAGAGGCUGGAGGUCCAGCCGCCAUUCAAGCCCCGAACCGGUGGGCGGAAAGGAGAAAACUUUGACAAGUUCUUCACGGGGACCUCUGCGACCUUGACGCCCUCUGACCCUGAUGUCCUGGCUGCCAUCGAUCAGGACGACUUCCAGGGCUUCACUUACGUGAACCCCGAGUUUCCCUCCUCUCCCCUCACAGCAGUCUGACCCAUCCUACCA
Messenger RNA from Alosa sapidissima (American shad), 2620 nucleotides. It is a transcript of the gene prkcg, whose product is annotated as protein kinase C, gamma. Gene Ontology annotation, biological process: protein phosphorylation. Gene Ontology annotation, molecular function: zinc ion binding; ATP binding; diacylglycerol-dependent serine/threonine kinase activity. The transcript has 17 exons. The record is from RefSeq and is a predicted model, not a curated record. Lineage: Eukaryota; Metazoa; Chordata; Actinopteri; Clupeiformes; Clupeidae. The coding region runs from base 446 to 2608 and encodes 720 amino acids.